Colius striatus (speckled mousebird) is the source of this 883-nucleotide messenger RNA. RefSeq names its product C-type lectin domain family 2 member D3-like. The transcript is spliced from 5 exons. Lineage: Eukaryota; Metazoa; Chordata; Aves; Coliiformes; Coliidae. The record is from RefSeq and is a predicted model, not a curated record. The coding region runs from base 1 to 678 and encodes 225 amino acids.
AUGAGGAACCUGCUUUAUGGGCCUGGAGAAGCUCUUCAAGGUCUCAAGAGCUCUCAAGCUCCGUUCCCGCUGCGGCCGAUCCCAAACGACACCCGCUCGCCCUUCCCCUCCCUCCCCGCCGGCCUCCGAACCUCGUCCGGCGGCCCGCGCUGCAUCUCAUGCCGGGGUGGCCCCACCCGCGCGGCCGUGCCCCCUUUAAGAGCCGAAGGAGGAACCGCUCCCAGCGCUGAGGGGGCCGCGGCAGGGAGCCGUGCAGCGGGGGCAGCUCUGCCUGCGGCCCCGGGGCUGGGCUGUGCCUCUGACUGGGUCGGGUACCGGAACAUGUGCUACCACCUCUCGCUGAACAUCAGCAGCUGGAACGGGAGCCAAGCACAGUGCUCACAGCACGGGGCAUCGCUGGCCAUGCUGCAGGAGGAGUGGGAAAUGGAGUUUCUGCAGCGCCUCCAAGGUGAUUUGGAUUGCUGGGUGGGUGUGAGGAGACAGGGUGAGCACCUGGAGAGAGUGGAUGGCAGCAACUUCACCUUCAGGGUCUCACUUCAGGGGGUGGAUCCUUGUCUGACUCUGAUCCAUGGGCACCUCAGGGGGGCGAGUUGCUCUGACCUCUACCCCUACAUCUGCAGCAAACCCCUGAGCCACUGGAGAAGUGGCCUUUCCCAGGCUGGGCACCCACAGCUUUAGCUCUGGCACAGCUCAGAGCAGCACUGGGGUGUCCUACCCCCUGCCAGGCCUGGGGUGAUGAGGGGAGCUGAUGUGGAAGCUGCCAAGUGCCUGAAUGUGAGCUCAGGCCUGGGCUUGGGGUUUCUGCUGGGACCAGGAUGCUGACUCCACCGCUGAUGCAACUCCUCACAUUGUAGGAGGCCUUUUCUACUCUGUAAUAAAAACC